AUGGAAGUGCUGCAAUAAGAGGACAAUUAAUUCAGAUAUAAACUCAUGAAUGUAUUCUUCCAAUACAUAAAAAAUGCCCUAUUCAUCCUAUUAAUUGGAUACGAAGGAAUUAAAUUACUAAACAUUGAUCAUGAUUGUUAAUUAUCAGAGAUUACUUAUAUCAGUACAUUGUAUCAUGGAGGAAUAAUUAUAUUACUCUUUAACAUUGUCUCUGCAUGUUAUAUACUAUAUUAGAAGCACUUUGUGAGAAUUGAAUACUUUAUUACUUACGGACUAAAUAUGUUGGUUUUUGUAUGUAUGCUGCUAUUUUCCUUACAAUAAUUGAUCUAGGGAAGUUGCAGCAUCGGAUAAUUAUCAGUCAAGUACUAUAUAAUAAUAUCAUUCAUCACUCAGUUGGAUGUAUUAUUAAUUAUGAUGUUCAAACAUGAAUUUUCAAACAGACAAACCAAUAUAUGUUCCAAUACUGCUGUUGUGAUACUGUUAUUAAUGACUAAGAUUGAUAAUGAUUGUGCAGUCAACGCAUUAUCAUUGGAGAUUCAACUAAUCUCUGCUAAUAUUUUGACAUUACUCUUUUUCACUGUUCUCAACGUAGCAAUUAAUCUAUUUCCAAAACUCAGAGAACAACUAACAAAUGCAUUUAAGUUUGUUUGUGUCUUGGUUCUGUGUUUCCUUAUCCUAAAUUAUCUAUUAAUAGUUUACUUUGUUCAAUCAGGUGAUAUCAAAGAGAAUUAAGAGUGCAUGCCUCUUGAUUUUAUUACUAGAACCUAUUGUUUUCUGGCUCCUGUCAACUUGAUUGGAAUGAUACCAAUUUUAGCAUCUUUCAAAUUUGAAACUAUCGAUGAGGAAGAAGAGGAUAUUGUUGUCCCAUAAUAAUAAGCAGAGAUUAUUUCUCCAUCCAGAGGAUUGCCAAUAUAGAAUUCACCCUCCCCCUUUUAAUAAUCGAAGUUAUCGUUAAACAAUAACACAACUCCUUAUAAGAUUAUUGUAAAUAAUAAUCAACUUUCCCCUGACGAGCAAUUUUUGAUGGGUAAACAUCAACAACCACAAUAUUGA
Paramecium tetraurelia is the source of this 1053-nucleotide messenger RNA. RefSeq lists its product as uncharacterized. The record is from RefSeq and is a predicted model, not a curated record. The transcript has 2 exons. NCBI's taxonomy places the organism in Eukaryota, Ciliophora, Oligohymenophorea, Peniculida, Parameciidae.